AUGACUUUAAGAACGUUAUUAAUAGCUAUUUGUGUUACCAUCGCUACUGGAGAUGUAUCAACAAUUUUAUCAGCAAUAUUAAGUAAACAUCUCGUACCAAGAUGUUCAUACUACCUGCACGAAAAUACAAAUAUAUCCACCAUUUUGGAUAAAUCGUUAUUAUUAGUAAACGUACCAUUGAUAUCAGUAGCAAAAGACCACUAUGAUGUAAUUACAAAACUACAAUGUUCACAACAUAUUAUUCUUAUGGAAGAAGCUGACUCCUUCGACAAAUUAGCACCUAGAGAGACGUUAUUAAAAAUAUUUAAACCUUGGACGAGAAUUAUAUUUAUUUUCUCACAUCCACCGAAUUUAUCCAGUUUUUAUGAAAUCGCAAUAAAUGAAAUGGCUAUUCAAAUCAUAACUAUCGAAAUAUUGAAAAUAAUUGAUGUUAGAAAAGAUUUGAAAUUAAUAGAAGAAUAUAAAAUAACAAUUAAGAAUUUAAAUCGGAAUAAGGAGUUCACGAUUACAAAUUUUGAUAAGCAAAUUAAAAUUCCAAAAUUUAAAUCAAGUAGAUGGGUACCGAAAUUUUCUGGUAACUCAUCAAUCUCUAUAGUUUUGUUCGAAUGCCCUCCGUAUGUCAUUAUGUCACGAAACGGUACUUUAGAUGGUACAGAAAUGAUAAUAAUUAGGGAAACUUUAAAGAACGUACCAUACCAUUAUGUACUACCACCAAAUGAUAACGAAGAUGGUGGAUUGUGGUUUACGAGUUCUAAAUUGGUCGAGUCAGGAAAAAAAGACAUGACGGUAUGUUCAAGAUGGCCGAUUACCUCCAUAAAUAAAAGUUUGGAUUAUACGAAAUCGACCAACCAAGCUUGUGUGACGUUUUUAGUAAAGAAACCCACUCUUCUACCUGACGCUUUUUUUAUGUUUCAAACAUUCGAAUACCAAGUUUUUGUGUUAAGUUAUUUUGUUUUAGGAUUAACUCCUGUGAUAGUAACCAUUAUCCAAAAAGUAUUUAAUGGUUUGUUUAAUCAAAAAACUUUAGAUGCUGGUCGUCAUACAAUGGAUAUGUUCAGAAUCUUCACAGGUGGUUCUAUAGUUUUUAAAAAGGUUUAUAUAUUAUUUUCUGCUAAAAUUAUUCUACUAUUUUGGUUGGUGUUUUGUCUUCUACUUGCUACUUAUUAUUCAGCUGGAAUUACUAGUACCUCAACCAAGCCUCGCGUGAGAUAUCUGUAUAAAAUGGAAAAUCCCUUAUUCGAUGCUUUAGCCAAAUUGUACGUCAAAGGUAAAAGAAUUGAAGAUCGCACAUCAACUUCCGCCAUAUUUGUUAAAGUUAUACAAAAAACGUUCGUUAAUGAUAUAGAUAAUUUACCACAGGACGAGCAGAAAUAUUAUAAAGCAUUAACGGACUGUAUCGGUAUAUACGAAGGGGUUUUCUUCUUAAAGAAAAAUUCACCUUUGACCGAACUUUUUAACAGAUCUAUUACCCGCUUUGUCGAAAGUGGUAUUGCAGAGUUUUUGUUGAGAGGAUUUAUUGCAAAUAUGGUCGGUGUGAGGGGGCACCGAACUUUUUUUACCAAUUAUGUCGAUAACAGAAUUUAUUCGAAUAUUGGCAUGUCGAAAUUAGUGGGACCUAUGGCUUUACUUGUUUCAGGAUUGAUGUUGAGUACUGUUAUAUUUUUGAUAGAAAUAUUAACUUUUAGAUUUCGAAAAACUAAGUGA
This is a messenger RNA of Psylliodes chrysocephalus, 1704 nucleotides long. The record is from the annotation of a GenBank genome assembly. Lineage: Eukaryota; Metazoa; Arthropoda; Insecta; Coleoptera; Chrysomelidae.